Molecule: messenger RNA, 1899 nt
Organism: Olea europaea var. sylvestris
Lineage: Eukaryota; Viridiplantae; Streptophyta; Magnoliopsida; Lamiales; Oleaceae
Exons: 5
Coding region: 175-1488 (437 amino acids)
Source: RefSeq, a predicted model, not a curated record
AGUAAAGCAUUUGAAGUGUUGCAUGGUCAUAUAUUCACCAUCAACACUACUUGUCCAUGACUCUGACUCCUCCCAGUUGUCUCCAUACGAUUUAGAGAGAGAAACAAAUACACUCCUCCUUCCAUCCAUACACCUAUACAUACAAAUCUAGAGUGAACAGAUGCUGUGGUGGAAAUGGGGAAAGUCGAUAAUCAACGACUACCAGUGGUGCAGCAGCAGCGCUGGCAACAGACUCAGAACGACGUUUCUAGAAACUUCUUCGGCCGUAGAUGUUCGGUGGUCCUUUCUAGAAUCUUCCAAGAAUUUAAUUUCAAAUGUUUCGUGGUUUUGAUACUUGGCUUAGCGGUUUUUCUUUCGGCCGUGUAUUGGGUUCUUCCUCUUCGCAAUAAGAAAGCUGGAUUUGAUGCUAAAGACUCCAUCAAGCUCAGUGCCACUGUUCAAGCAUACUUCACACUUAGAAGACCAGUUUCAGAGCUUGUUCCCUAUGUUGCAAGACUAGAAUAUGAUGUCAAUGAAGAGAUUGGUGUCCCUUCCUUGAAGGUUGCUGUUCUGUCCAUGCAUCAGGCGACUGUAUCAAACUGGACUAACGUGGUGUUCGGUUUUCUUUCUGAUCCAAAGAAUACUUCAAUAAAUCCUGGGUCAUUGAUUGUGCUAAAGUCAUCCUUAAUUGAUCUGUUUCUUCAACAAUACAAUUUAACGAUGACCAACUCAAUUUUUGGAGAGCCAUCUUCAUUUGAGAUUUUGAAAUUUCCGGAUGGAAUCACUGUGGUUCCUGAGCGAUCUGUUCUGAUUUGGCAGAUAUCUCAGGUCCUCUUUAACUUCACUCUCAAUAGCUCAAUUUUUGAAAUAAAGGAAAGUAUUCUUGAGAUGAAGGAACAGCUAAAAGUGGGAUUGCAUCUGAGGCCCAAAGAGAAUGUGUAUAUACAGGUGACAAACAAGAUUGGCUCAACACAAGAUCCUCCAGUUACUGUUCAAGUUUCGGUUGUACCAGAUCUAGAGAGCCUACAACCUGAGAGAUUGAAACAAUUGGCUAAAACAAUUACUGGUUCUCCUCCUGCGAUGAAUCUUGGCCUUGAUCAUACUGUCUUUGGCAAAGUCAAGGAAAUCAGCCUAUCCACCUUUCUAAACCAUUCACUUCAUGCACCAACACCAACACCAACACCAACACCAACUCCUACUCCAACACCAGCUCCAGCUCCAGCUCCAGCUCCCAGUCCAUCUCCAGAACAAAGUUACAAUACGGUACCAUCUCUGCCUCCUCCUUAUUCUCCAGCUACUCCACCGAACUUUAAUCUCUCACCGCUACCCUGCCUGAACUGUCAUGCCUCAGCACCAUCUGAUGCAAGCCAGAUUUCUGGCCCCAGUCAGCAAAAUGACCACCCUCACUAUUCUUCAUCUCCAAUUUCCAAUUCUCCUGCACCUUCCUUAGCAUGCGGUGCUCCACAUUGCGGUGGAAGUAGGGACAGGUUUGGUAUCUUCCCCACAUAAUUUGCUGCCUUCCUUGAUAUACAUUUGAUCAUCUCAUAUGAGUAUAUUUUCGGCUACACUUGAUUAGCCGAGUAACAGAUCUUGUUCCUUUGCAUUGCAGCUUUUGAAGUAGGCUCCUCAUGCGGGAGGAUUCUGUGGUUCCACUUUUUGGGACUCCUGACAUUCUCUCCUCUAUUGGAUAUUUUGCACAUAAUCCAAAUAUGUUUUGAUAGCUGCUCACAGUUUUUCCGUUCCAGAGGUGGAGUGGGUAUGAUUAGCUAUACAAGUGUACAUCAAGUAGGAAAGUUGCACAAAACCAAAAUGUGGAAAGCCUAACAUUGCAUGGAAUCAUAUGGGAUGUGUCUUCCAAAAGGGAAUGACUUCUCAUUACAACUGACCAUCCAAGAACGAUGUUUCCUUGCAGUUUUCAGC